Styela clava is the source of this 3378-nucleotide messenger RNA. RefSeq lists its product as uncharacterized. Lineage: Eukaryota; Metazoa; Chordata; Ascidiacea; Stolidobranchia; Styelidae. The record is from RefSeq and is a predicted model, not a curated record.
AUUGGAGUAUUUGGUUGUAUUAAGGUUGUAAAUGUGAUAUACAGUCUGACAGUAGUAACAGUAAUGUUGUAUCUAAUAAUGUAAUGACGUCUUUGGGUGCAGCCAAGAGAACUGGCGGCAUUGUGGUUCAUGUAACUCCACAGUAUGGUUUCAUUGAACUGACAAACAAAAGAAUCCCGGUAUCUAAAGUACACUUUGAUCGCCUCUCUGUCCGUGGUCCAGUUAGUGAUUUGGAAAAAGAUUUUCCUAAAGGAACCCAUGUAAACCUAACUUUCGUUUCUCAAUCGGGCAAUCAUGAGACGAAAUACCAUGCGAUUAAUAUGCAAAAAGAUGAACGUGGAAAGAAAGAUAAUCAAGAAGAAUUAAGAAAUUCUUGGAAAGGUUUUCAGAAGUCUUCAGAGAAAACAGAUACAUCUGAGAACCAAAGUCACCAUCGCCCUAGAUCAAAACAAAGUUUCACACAAGGAGAUAAAUAUCCUCCUAAUAAAUCAGUGCAAGAAUUCAAUUCCCAACAACAUGGAAGAAAUUAUUUUGUAAAUGUGCAAAAUCACCAUCCACCAAGAUCAGAUCAACAUUUCAAACAAGGAGGUAAAUACCCACAUAAUGAACAGAGACAAGAAUUUAAUAACCCUAACAGAGGCGGACAGACUCAACAUCCAGGAGCUAAGGGACAGAAAAACCAAUUUGGAAAACCCCAGUAUAAGAACGAUCAUAACCCCCGCCGUGCCAAGGAUAAAGUAGAUGGACAAAAGUUUGACCCAAGCAAUAGGAAACCAUCGCAACAAAAACGGCACGCGAACAGACAACGCUCAAAGGAGGAGACUGUACCAGUGGGUUCUCACUAUCCUGAUAACGACACGCUAGAAGUUUGUGAUAAUAAAUGUCAAUCAAGUCAAAUUACAGAGUUUAAAACAAAUCAAGCAUCUGGAGUUGGUCAGUUCUUUAGAGAAGCUAUAGCAACUGGAUUGUCAAGCUUGGCUCAAAAAAUAGUCAGUGUUCCCCCAAAUGAAGCAACAUCACCGAACACAAAUAUAAUGCAACAAAACACCUAUUUCUCCAAUACAGGUGGUACUUCAGACCCUGAAAAAGAUAUGCUGUUUUUCAAGAAAUAUGUAUCAGAGAAUGGUGCCAUCAUAUUGGAUGAAUUGAUUUUAAAAAUCAAAAGUGAACAAAAUUGUCCAGCUUCUCUGCUGAAUUGUGAUGUCACUGAUGUGGUGAAUAUCGCAAGACAAUUUCCUGAUAUUUUCACUUUUAAGAGUGGAUUUUUCUGUUUUGUUAGUUUCGAGUCGAUGAUUUUCACGAAAUUUUCAGAAAUGCUCAAUGAUUUCAAUCAAAGAAUCUCUGUUGAUGUUGUUAAACAUCACAUUACUCCAAACAGUGCAAUGGGAGUUUACUUGUAUGGUAAAUUAGAGUGGAUCAUGGGUGUACAAGAUUUUAUCUCCCGUCAUUCGGAGGAUUUCGUAUUUUGGAAUUCCCACAUUUGGAAACGAGCAAGUUUUUCUUCAUUAGAUGAGUUUCAAUCUUUUGAGAGUGACUGUAAGGCUGUGAAAUACUACUCAACGUUUGUUGCAAAGAAAUCUGCUAUUUCUCUUUCUUCUUUGAGUGGACAUUUUGCUCAAGCUCCUGUCGAUAUCAAAAAAGCUGUGAAAUCUGAUCAGGUGAAUUUUAAAAGCUUUUUGUUGAGAAAUUCUUUCUUUUUCAACUUGACAGGUGACUGUGUUACCAAUUGUGGGGAUCAUCAUUUUUCUGUUUCGUGGAUGAAUCUGCCAAAUGCUAUUCCAGAAAAGAAAGAUAUCCGAAAAAAGAAAAAAACAAAAGCUCAGAAAGGAAAAUCAGAAGAAAAUGAUCAGAAUCAGAAGAAAGUAAAUAAUAAUGUUGAAGAAGCAGACACAAGAGCAUUUUGUGGUGGCAGUACUGAGUCUCCUAUUAAAACUUCACAGCCUUGUACUGAAGAUUCAUCACAGUUUGAAGAGCAAGUUGUAUCUGGCCAAAAAACAGAAAAAGAGGAGCAAUCUGAUACUACAACUCUAAGAAAGUCUUCUUAUAGCAGUGCAGGGGUUGAUAUAUAUGAACACACUGAAGGUAAAAUAUUUCAGAACAUAAUUGGAAAAGAAUUGAGUCAAUCAAUCGAGUCUUUGCUUCAAACACAAAAUGUGAAAUCACUCAACAAUUUGAUUCUUGUACGUUUGAACAUUGGUAGAAAACCAUCAAUAAGGGUACAUAAUCAUGAUAGCGAAACAUCUAACCAUAUGUUGUCAGAAUUGAAAGAAUCUCAGCUUGAGGAUUUACAGAAAAUUUUACGACACAAAGAUCUUGUUAAAUCUGCCACUCGUCUUCAUUAUGGAAUCGAAGGAACUUUGCAUUCUUUAAGAACUAUCGAGCAAAAUGGGAAAUUGACCGGCCUAACAAUAUUUUGUCAAAUUCAUGAAGAGAAUGAUGGACUUGGACUAGAAAUAGUUGAACGAAAGUCUGUAACAGCAAUUGUGAGCAAUGUAAGCCGUUACCCACAAAAAUACAUAUAUAACUAUUUGCGAAGCAAAGCGCAUGAGAUUUCUGGGAAUAAAGACACGUUAAUUCUGGAUGUUGAUGGUCAACUUACAGGGUGUGAUGAACAACCACAUUCAUCUCUUGGGAAUGUGACUCGCAUAUCUUGUGCAUCUCCAUCAGAAUUAAGCGUUAGAAUCACUGAAGCGAUUGAUCAUUUGCAUGAAUGUGUUAUUGUCAUUUGUGCUGAAUCAGUAGAAACUUUGCAAUCUCUUCAGAAGAUGUGCAGCAAAGGCGCUCAAGUGUUUGCUGAAAUUUCACCAGAUAUGAAAGCUAAUCUUGAAGAUAUGUUUGGAAUGUAAUUUCUGAAUGCAGUUGUAGUUCUUAGCAUUUGUAAAAAAAAAAAUGCAUAUUUUAAUUUUAAUUGUUUUAAUUACUGCUUGUUAGUUAUUGUCACUAAUUCUAUGCCUCUAUUCCUCACUGGUGACCUAUUGAUAUUUCAAUUUGUAAUUUCUUAGUACAUUAGAUUUGUAGUACAUUAGAUUUUCUUAGGGUUACUGCAGCUGCAGCAUGUUCAUCCAAUGGAAUAUUACCUGAAAGUUCAAUUUGAUUUAAUGUAAAUUGUAAGUUCUCUACUUAGCCCUUGUAAAAAAAGGCAUAAUUGUUGCUUUAGUUGUCACUGUAAUUCUAUGUCUCGUCACUCUCAUGUAUUCUAUUCUUCACUUGUGACCUAUUGAUAUUAGAAUUUGUAAUUUCUUCUGCACCCUCGAAGCUUGGGUAGUAAGUACAUCAGAUGUCCGUAGGGCUACUGACUGACGCAUGUUCAUCCAAUGGAAUGUUACCUGUAAGUUCAAUGUAAAUAAUGAUAAUCAGUAAAUAAAGAUAAUAUGAUUA